Molecule: messenger RNA, 1625 nt
Organism: Megalobrama amblycephala (Wuchang bream)
Lineage: Eukaryota; Metazoa; Chordata; Actinopteri; Cypriniformes; Xenocyprididae
Exons: 11
Coding region: 33-1424 (463 amino acids)
Molecular function (GO): ubiquitin-protein transferase activity
Source: RefSeq, a predicted model, not a curated record
CUGUGCCCGUUAAACUAAAACCAUUUCAGGUCAUGUUCCAUCUGCUGCCAGCCCAAUGUGAGCGGUCCCCAAGUGGUCCAGAUCAACUGCUCCACACACAAGCAGGACUUGGACGCAGAACUGCCACUCUUGAUGAAAACAUGACUCAUCAGGAGUUAUGUGAUAAACUCAUCGAAUUGUAUCCAAAACUUGGUGAGGUAACUGGUGGUUGGCUUCUUUAUAAGGCAUCAGGGGGUUGGGGAAGUCGGAAGCUCUCUCUUGUGGCACCUGCAGACUGUGGGUACACAGGCAGGCUAAUCAAAACCUCCAAAAUAGGGGAGAAUUCUGUCAUCUAUAUAGCUCCACUACAAGAUGAGCUAGAUAUCGCUCCCUUGCCACCAUCAUCAGAAGCAUUUCGAGAUAUGCCUAAGGCAAUGUGCAAAAAAUGCAAAAUACUGUACCCACUUCAGAUCCUCACAAACCACAUUAAGACUUGUUCUGAUGUUGUUGUGGUUGAAGAUGGAAAUGAAAGUCAGGAUGAAACUCAGCAUGAGGCACAUGAUGUGGAAAGUGAGAAAAAGAGCAAUGUACAGGCUUGCUGUCCUAUUUGUCAAGAAGAAAUGCCCCUUGACAUCUUGGAAAUUCAUGCCAGUGAAUGUGGGGAAAGACCUAUGGAUGAUGAAAAUAACAACACAGCUGAGUUGUCAUGUAUGGAUAAUGAAGUGAAUGACACUGCUGAGUUUUCAUACAUGGAUAAUGAUUGGAAAACCCAUCCAGAUCCAAAAGUGGCUACGACCUUGUACAGAAAGGAAAUUCUCAGACUGCAUGAGACAGGGAAACCUCUUUUAAUGUGUAUGGACUUGAGAACAUGUGCUGAAGAACAGGAAAGGCAACUGAUCAACUUCUACAAGCAAAGAAAUGUAGAGUGGGCAUGUCCUGUUAAAUGUCAACUUGAAGGGGAUGCUGCAGUUGGUGAUGGCGUCACCAGGCACUUUUUUUCUAUAAUUCUUGAAAAACUGAAGUAUGGUUUCAGUUUGAAUUUGGGAAACACAGGAGUUACUUGCCUCUUUGAGGGACAGCCAGACCACUUGGUGCCCUCAUCGUCACAAUUCCUCAUUGAAAGUGACCUCUUCUUAGUAGCGGGGAGAAUGCUAGGCCAUUCCUUUCUGCACGGUGGCCCAUGUCUUGCAGGGCUUAGCAGAGCUUUUGUUCAUGUUCUCCUUCAAGGUUCUCAAGAUACUGCCACUUUGCAAUUGGAGGACUGCCCAGACGUUGACAUACGAGAGACCAUCAACUUGCUCAGUGGACAGUCUCCAUUGAAUAAUGAUCAGUCUAAUAAAGUCCUGGAACUGUGUUUGUCUUGGGAUCUUCCUGGUCCAACAGAAGAAAAUAGAAGGUUCUCGGGAGAAGAACACGCCAAAUCAAACAAAUCAAACGAGGACUGAAAGACACUUUUGUUUGGCCUCUUCUAACUGAGAGGAAGGAUGUGGUAUUCUUCCCCAAGGAAUCAGAGGAUUCAUGCACUCCUGAAAUGCUGCUUUCCCAUAUCUCCUGGCCUAGAGAGAGUGAUGACGAAGAUGAUGACGAAUACUCAGCUGACACAAAGGAACGGAUCACAGGGUAUUUAAAGCAGUUCAUUGAGACAG